Brienomyrus brachyistius is the source of this 2817-nucleotide messenger RNA. Its product is annotated as zinc-binding protein A33-like. Gene Ontology annotation, molecular function: protein binding; zinc ion binding; ubiquitin-protein transferase activity. Gene Ontology annotation, biological process: protein ubiquitination. The transcript has 6 exons. The coding region runs from base 56 to 1513 and encodes 485 amino acids. The record is from RefSeq and is a predicted model, not a curated record. Lineage: Eukaryota; Metazoa; Chordata; Actinopteri; Osteoglossiformes; Mormyridae.
ACCCUCCACCCCUCAGACUGUCUGUCUUCAGACGCACCGUAACAGAGUCUGUAACAUGGCUGCUAGAACGUCAUCUCUGGAAAAGAAGCUCUGCUGUUCUCUUUGCUCGGAGUUGUUCAAGGAUCCUGUCAUCCUGAAGUGCAGCCACAGCUUCUGUAGAGUCUGUCUGCAGAAGUUCUGGAAAGAGAACAGCUCUCGGGAGUGUCCAUUAUGCAGGAGGAAGUCCUCCGUGGACGAUCCUCCUGUUAGCGUGGUCUUAAAAAAUGUCGUGGAGUCAUAUUUAAAGAACAGGAUAGAAUGUGAAGUGGCAGAGAAGAAUGAAGCUCCUGAGAAGAGUGAAUCUCGCUGCAGUCUCCAUGGAGAGAAGCUUCUACUCUUCUGUGUAGAAGACCAGGAGCCCAUCUGUGUGGUCUGUCAGACUGCAAGGAAACACAAAGCCCACCAGCUCUGUCCACUGGAAGAAGCUGUAGAGGAUAAGAAGGAGGACCUCAGAGCUUCACUGAUUCCAUUAAAGGAAAAGUUGGAGAAGUUUUCAAAAGUAAAACAAGAGUUUGAGGAAACAGCCAAACACAUCAAGAGUCAGUCCCAGCACACUGAGAAGAGGAUCAAGAAGGAAUUUGAGGAACUCCAUCAGUUCCUGAGAGAGGAAGAGGAGGCCAGACUGGCUAUACUGAGAGUGGAAGAGAUGGAGAAGAGUGAGAAGAUGAAGGAGAAGAUAGAGAACAUCUCCAAACAGGUCUCCACCUUGACAGAGAAGAUCAGAGACGUUGAGAAGGCCAUGGGAGCUGAGGACAUCUCCUUCCUGAAGACCUUCAGUGACACCAAAGAAAAAGCCCAGUGCUCACUGCAGGACCCAGAGCUGGAGUCAGGGGCACUGAUAGAUAUCGCCAAACACCUGGGCUCUCUGAAGUUCAGAGUCUGGGAGAAGAUCCUGGGGACUGUACAGUACACUCCUGUGACUCUGGACCCAAACACUGCAGCCCCCUGGCUCUCAGUCUCAGAUGAUCUGACCAGUGUAAGAUACACUGGAGUUAAUCAGCAACUUCCUGACAACCCAGAGAGAUUCUCCCCCUAUGUUAAUCUGCUGGGAUCUGAAGGGUUUAACUCAGAUAAACACAACUGGGAGGUGGAGGUGGGGGACAAACCUCAGUGGGCUGUAGGAGUAGCAGCAGAGUUUGUUAAAAGAAAGAGGGGGAUUGCAUACAAGCCAGAGAAUGGAUUCUGGGUUAUAGUUCUGAGGAAUGCUAAUGAGUAUAUAGCAUUGGAUUCACCACCAACCCGCCUGAGACUGGAGAGGAAACCGCAGAGGAUCAGAGUGCAGCUGGACUAUGACAGGGGGGAGGUGUCCUUCUUCAACCCCACUGACAUGUCACUCAUCUACACCUUUAAAGGCACAUUCACUGGGAAACUGUUUCCAUAUUUCUCCCCAUAUGUAAAUAAUGAUCGAAGCAACCCAGGAGCCUUGAAGAUCUGCCCAGUAAAGGUGUCUGUGACGGUGACAUCAUCCCAGUAAAUCUCCCAGUGAUAGGGGUCACGUUAAUAAUCAGCUAUAUAUCGAUUUAUAUUUUUACUUUGAGUUUCAUGAUAAUUAUUGACCUACAGCAGUGUUUCUCAAUCUGGGGGUCAUUGAUGAUUUUCUGUAUAUGAUUUAAUAAUUUGUGAUGUGGGGGCUGAAUUAGGACAGAGCUGCUCUAAAGGACACAGUGAACCCAUCUAUCUGCAGCCCUGUGUACCUCAGAGAGUUAGGAUGCUGUCUUCACGACCAGAAGUUUGCUGGGUCAAAUCCCGGGGUCAGUAGAGUGAUGUCACCGCCUCCCCCUGACUGAGGCCCUUAACCCUGAUUCCUCCGGGGUCUGUCUGACCCCGCUCUGUGAAAUGUAUGAUCUGUAUAAAAGCAUCUGCUCAGUAAAUAAAUGUAAAUCUCUGCAAAGAAGCCUGAACGUCCCUCAUGUCCCAGUGAAGGUGUCACCUGUUAAAAUACAGAUUUUGGGUUUCAUGUUAUCUACUGAUGUCAGGUGACAUUUCAAAGCCUCUUACACUUAACCCUGAUUAAUAAAGCUUUAUCAGCAUGUUACUGUCCGUGAUGCUGUGGAAGACAAGUUCCAGUAGGGCCAGGGGAAUGGUGCAUUGUGGGAUUAUUGUCAGUGUCUGUGGCCUUAGGCAAGAAGAAUGUGUAAGUGCAUCUGUCUUGUGCUGACUCUGAAAUCGAGAGCAGAUCCUGUCUGUCUGUGAAGGUGAUCUGAAAUACCAGGACGUACUACAUAGGCUGCUCAGUGCUGUAGAGCAGGAUAACAGGAAAGCAGUCAGAAAUAUUGAUAGGAGACAAACAGGCUUAUGUUCUUAAGUGUUUCUUAUAUUUACCUCUUCGAGGAUCAUAUGGUGUAAUGAAUGUGUUGUAAAGAAAUAGAUUAUUGCUCCAUAUAUUCAAUGAUAUGGGUUGUUUGAUUUGCUUGAUUGCAUAGUAUUGAUUAAUAUGGGCACAUGAUGUAAGGGGUUAAUGAGGGUGGGGUGUAACCGAUGGCAGCUGGCUGACUGGCCAUGGACUUAAAGGGAUGCAGAGCUGCAUGAGGUCAUCACCUGUGAGGUCAUCGCCUGUGAGGUCAUCACCUGUGAGGUCAUCACACACUCUGCAUGCGGACAAGAGCCCCUCUUGACCAAUGGGGUAGCAGAUUGCCUUUCAAGGGGAGUCACAGAAAUGUAUAAAACCUGAGCAUUUUCUUUGUUUCGGGUUCACUUCUUUGGAACGGGGAUACUCUCUUUGUUUGCCGUCAACUCCAAGGCUCCCAGCAUUAAUAAAAUCAUUUUUAUCCACCUCAA